AUGAAACAGAGUUAAUGAAAGAAAUAUUAUUUUAUUUUCUACUUUCCACGUGUGCCCGUGAUUAUGAAAGUUUUAGUCAAUGAAAUAAUUGUUAAAUAAUUGUUAAAUGUGAAAUAAAUAUUUUUAUAACUUUUUAUAGGUUAUAAUAUUUUAUAUAUAAUUAGCCUAUAUUAUAUAUAAUAUAAUCUAUAUAACCUAUAACCUAUAAAAAGUUAUAAAAAUAUUUAUUUCACAUUUAACAAUUAUUCAUAUGAGGCAAAGGUUAAUCGUAAAUUGUAGAAUAUAUAAGUUGACGAAAUUAAAAUAUACUGUAGAAUGAUAAUCUUCUUAUAUUUCAGGAUGUCGAUGUAAUCCUAUUGGUUCAAUAACCACUGCCUGUGAUAUCAUAACAGGACAAUGUCAGUGCAAACCUCAUGUCGCUGGCAGACAAUGCGACCAAUGUAUGGAUGGUUUCUGGGGUUUGCCAACGGGAGCAGGCUGUGCUCCUUGUGGAUGUGAUCCUAUAGGUGCAUUCAAUUCUUCUUGUCACGAUAGUAUAGGGCAAUGUCACUGCAAACCAGGAGUGACUGGUGCACGUUGCGACGUCUGUUUGCCUGGAUAUUAUGGAUUCUCAUCCAACGGAUGUCAAGUUUGUGACGCCUGUGUACGGCCAGGUCACAUUUGUGAUCCUGAUACAGGUCGCUGCGUGUGUCCUACUCUGACCUUUGGUGAGCAUUGUGACAGAUGCAGACCAGGUUCCUGGGAUUUGGUCUCAGGAGUUGGUUGCAAACCUUGUGCAUGUACCCUUGGUUCUAUGAAAUCUCAGUGCGACCAUCAAGGACAAUGUCCCUGCAGAAUAGGCUACAAUGGACUUAGAUGUGAAAAGUGUGCAAAAGGUUAUUAUGGUUAUCCUAGAUGUCGACCUUGCAGCUGCAACUUAGCCGGUACUUUGCAAUGUGACAAUGGCACUUGUGAUUGCAAUGAUAAAGGACAAUGUCCUUGCAAGGAAUACGUGGUUGGAAGACAAUGUAAUCAGUGUAAAGAAGGUACGUUCGGUUUAGCAUUGAAUAAUCCAAAAGGUUGUACUGAAUGCUUUUGUUUUGGAAGAACAACUUCAUGUCAGCAAGCUGAUCUUAGUUGGGGACAACGAAGAUUAACACAUCCACGAACUCUUUAUAUCAAUGAUACCAUCAACGAUAUAAUAGUUUCUAAAUUUAGAUCACGAAUAUUUUUAUCUCCUAUUAAUGGCGGUUUAAACAUGACCAAUGGACUUUCAACGAUUCCUGAUGUUGAAGGUGAUAUCACGAUACCAUCACAUUUGUAUUAUAAUUACCCACUCUAUUGGAUGUUACCAGAAUCUUUUCUUGGCGACAAGGUUGUAUCCUAUGGAGGAUUUUUAAGAUUUACAACUUCAACUGAGGGUGGAAUACCUUUAAGAUCAAAUUUUCAAUAUCCAAUCGUGCAACUGCAAGGAAAUAAUAAAAUCGUCUUAGAAUACUUUUCACCCGUAUCUACGGAUACUAAUCAUUACGAAAUUAGAUUUCACGAAUCUUUAUGGCAAUUACAAAACAGGCCUGACUACAAAGUUACGAGAGAAGUUCUUAUGGUUGCUCUGCAAAAUUUGCAAUAUAUUUUAGUGAAAGCCUCCGAUAAUGCUGAAUUUAUGAAAACAACCUUGCUGAAAGCUUCUAUAGACGCUGCAGUUUUAACUCCCACACAUAUACCUCAACUUGCAACUGGUAUCGAAAUUUGUCAGUGUCCUCCGCAAUAUAAUAGCACAUCUUGUCAAAAUCCAAGUAUCGGAUACUAUCGGUGGUAUAAUAACACAACUGUCACAUCGACCAUUGUUAUUGAUCUUAUUGGAGAAGCAAAACUCUGCCAGUGUAAUGGAAGAUCUGAUAUUUGCGAUAUAGAAACAGGACAUUGCCUGAAUUGCCAAGGAAAUACCGCAGGAUCAAGAUGCGACUUUUGCGCAGACAGUUUCUAUGGACAUCCAGACUUUGGUUGUAAACCUUGUCCCUGUCCACAAGCAGAUAAAAGAUUUUCAAACACUUGUACGGUUCUUGCCAAUGCGGAACCAACUUGCGUUUGUAAACCUGGUUACACUGGCAGAAAAUGCGAACGGUGCUCACCCGGGUAUUACGGAUCUCCCCAUGUUCCUGAUGGCAAAUGUAUUCCAUGUGAUUGCAAUCCUGCUGGAAGUUUGAACGAUGAAUGCGACACAGAAAUGGGACAGUGUAGAUGUAGAGCUGAUUCUACGGGUCGUGAUUGCUCUAAAUGUACUGCAUAUCGUCAUACGAAUGAACAAGCCAAACGAGGAGAUACUCUGAAGUCUAAAACCAGUGAUUUAGAGAAUAAUAUAUUUAGUGCAAGAAUUGAAGUGGACAAUCUACGAAAAUAUAUAGAAGAUACAAUCUUAUUAUUAGAUCAAUAUACAAAUGAUAACAAAAGGAUAGAAAUCAAAAAAGCAUUGAAAAUGGCAAAAAUGAUUUUAAAUGGUUUAAAAGAAGUAAAUUUAACAAAGAAGACAAUGGAAAUAGAAAGUUUUCUCGAGGAUGUCGCAGAAUACACUGAUUGGUUGAAUUCUUUAUAUGAUGGUACGGAAUCAUUAACAAUUGCUCAAGACGAUGCUGAAGAAUAUUCUAUAAAACUAACUGACAUGAGAAACAUCAUAGAAAACACAAUGGAAACACUGUUUACCUACGAUGGUUUAUACAACAAUAUCAAUCAAACGUUUUUGGAAGCUAAAAAUCACUAUAAUGAGAUUAACACGUUAUGGAACACAAUUAAUGCAUCUGUUACUGAAGGGGAAAAGUUGACAAAUGAAACGCAUGGUUUCAUCAUUGAUUUUCAAAACAAUAUUCAAGAUCUUCCGGAACUGCGAAGCAAAUUAACAUACUGGUUUGAUAAAUUGAGUAUGAAGGAAGAACUACUAUACAGAUUAAAUUACGAAUAUAAUGACACUUACGUGAUAUCUGCGAUUACACACGUGAAGAAUAUAUCGAACUACGUUAAUCAGUAUGUCAGUCUGUUUUCCGAGACAAAGAACAUCGCAGCUAGCCCGCUGAAGGCCAGUCAAGCAUACAAGAAUAUCGUCGAUAACAUAAGAACUGCAAAUAUAACAACAAUGGCAGCUAAAGAUAUUUCUGAAGAUACAUACGAUAAGGCAUUCCCUGAUGGCCCCAAAUUAAAAUCACUCCUGGACAACGCUAAGGAAAUAUUAGCAGCAUCCUCCAGACAGGAGAAUAGUGCAAAUAAAAAUGCAAAUUUAGUACAAAGCGCGAAUGAAGCAUUGGAAUUACAAAAGGAAGCUGUGAAUAUUUUGAAAAAUACUCUGAACAGCACUGCAAUGAAAGACAAUCAAGUCAAUGUGAAAUUGCAAAAGUUGCAAGAUGACAGUAAAAAACUACGUGAAAAUGUUAAAAAUAUAUUACAUGAGAACGAAAAGGUAUUAGAAAGUAUUAAAAACUCGCAGAAACUUAUUGGAGAUUACAAAGAAGGGAUUGCUAACAGAUUGAAACCGAAAUUGUACGAUUUGAAACGAGAAGGUGAUUCAGAAAUUAGUUUAGCCAUGACAGAAGCACUUAGUAAUACAAAAAAAGCAGAUGCAAAAUUAAUAAGUUUGUCAAAUGCCACCAUAAAAAGGAAAAUGGAAUUUGACAAAUGGAACAAUACGUUAGCUACAAAAUUACAGAAUCUCAAAGACAAGAUUGCUGAAGCUAGAAAUACCGCUGAUGGAAUUCGUGUUUCUUUGAGAUCAGCAGAAGGGAAAGAAUGCAGUCGAUCCUAUAGACCAUCCACAUUACAACCAACAUCGACAAACACAAUUGUAAUGACUUUUGCACUUCCAAAAGGGAAAAAAGAAGGCUCUCUAUUUUAUUUGCCAAGUAGCAUAAAUGAUGAUUUCCUUGCUUUAGAAAUCGUUGACAGGAAAGUGAGAUUUGUAUGGAAUGUUGGAGGAGGAACAGGAAUUCUUACACAUCCUGAAAUGUUACAAAGUGGUGAUCUUCAAGAUGAUACAAUCUGGUAUCGUGUAGAAGCUGAAAGGGUACGUCAUUUAGGCAAACUAUAUGUGCGAAAACAAGCGUUAACAAUGAGAGAACAGCCUCCUGUAAGGAAUUCGACAGACUCUGAGUACGCCCGGUUCGACAUUACUACUUCAGAUCGUGUUUGGAUAGGAAAAAUUCCAAGAACAGAGCGUAGAAGAACGGAGCUUGUUGCGUCUAAUGGACUUCCAGCGUGUGUACAUCAAGUUAUUCUAGAUGGAAAACCUAUAGGUCUUUGGAAUUUCAUUACAACUGCACCAGAUAUGGCAUGUGAAGCAUGUGUGGAAGGAGUCGAAGAUGUCAGGGAUGAUAUAGCUUACAGCUUUAAUGGAGAAGGAUAUGCGGUCAGAAAUAGGGUUUCUUCAGGACCAUAUAAUAAAUAUUCAUUUGGAAUAUCAAUUAGCUUCCGAACUUUCGACGAGAAUGCCUUGCUAUUUUUGGCAAUUAAUCCAGAUAAUAACCAACACAUCAUGAUAUUCUUGCGUGAAGGGAAAGUGAUCCUGCAUAUUGGUUACGGCGGUAAUGUUAGUAUGGAAAUGUCUUCAAACUUUAAAUACAAUACUGGAAACUGGACAAAAGUGGAUGCAUUUAGACAUUAUCAUUUACGUAAAAACAUUGAAAAAUGUAGUUUAAGUGUAGAAGGAGAAAGCGAUAAGAGAAUCGGUGCACCUGCACCUCAACCCAAAAAAGAAGACAUUCCUGACUUCGUUCAGGCUAAAUAUUACAUCGGUGGUAUUCCACCAAGUUUUCGCGCAGAAAAGUUAAUGUUACCAUCGCAGGUUUCAUUCCUUGGCUGUAUGUCUAAUAUUAUUGUUGAAGUAGGCUAUGAUCCAAUGGCUGAACAGUAUUAUGGUGUCGAACCUACUUGUGCAAAUAAGCCGUUAAGGAUAGUAGGAUUUUACGGAGAUGGUUAUUUACAACAUGCAGCAUAUACAUUGCGUAAAAUAAACUCCACAGUGAGUUUCUCUUUUAGAACAAUGCAAGAGGAGGCUGUACUUUUUCUUUCUACAUUCGAAGGACAAGAAGAACGUAUGCUUUUUAUACGACAUAUGAAUGAUGACUCGAUUAAGAAAAGUUACUAUUCUGUGUGCAUUAUCAAUGGACAAGUGCAAGUUCGUUUAAAUGCUGGAAGAGGAGAACUUGUUUUACAGUCGAAUGACACUUUUAAUGAUGGAAGAUACCACUCAGUAACAGUAAUUAAAAGACGAAAAGAUGUGGAAUUGCGAAUAGACGAUGCUUAUCAGAAGGCUGGUAAAUUACCCACUAGUGCUGCUAUUAGAGCUCCUGAAGAAAGCGGAGGAUUAUUCUUCGGAGGUUUACCAAUACUUAUUAACAAUACUAACAUGAUUUCUACCAUCACACCUUUGUAUGGGGCCAUUAAAGACGCGAUAUUUAAUGACGAAAUUGUUCGGUUUGACGAAGCUGUUAGUUUCGAGCAUGCAUUAAUUGGUCGGCCUGGACCGAGUAUGGGAAAAGAUCUUCCUACUUAUACACCAUCAGCAUCGCUAUCGAGAGGAAUGUCUACUCAACCAGAAGGAUGCCAAAAAGUGCCGUAUUACUCUUUGGAAGCCGGUGCUCUCAAAUUUGGAGACAAACCAAACAGUCACACGCAGCUUUAUUUAAAUUUUAAAAAAUUUUGGGAGAAGAAAUAUGCAAUAGAGUUUGAUUUCAGGACAUAUUAUCCAAACGGACUGUUGUUUAUUACUCCAGGCCAUAGACCAAAGCACUAUCUCAUGGUCGUGAUACGAGAUGGACAGCUUUUACUCUUAGUGAAAAAUAAACAGAAGAAAGAGAUACUGUUUAAAACACCGUUUAAUGAUGGUAACUGGCAUCAUGUAGUUAUCAGCCAUGACGAACGAAAGUUGACAUUGCUCGUAGAUUCCCAAACACCACGUACGAUUAAAGUACCAAGAAAAAUUGGACUGGCCUCCAUGAUGUAUAUUGGAGGCUUGCCUGAAAGUGGAACACCAAUACCUGAGCAAGUGGUAGUUAAACUUGAGACUCUAAAAGGAUGUAUUAAAGGGUUAAGGAUCAAUGGAAAUGUGUAUGAUAUGGUUGGUUCUACAAGUAGAGCUUAUCAAGUGGGACAAUGUUUCCCAAAUGUUGAAAGUGGAGCUUAUUUCCAGGAUGAAGCAUAUGCUAUAUAUAAGAAAAACUUUGAAUUAGGUGCCGUGCUAGAACUUCAGUUAGAAUUUAGAACAUCAGAAUUAUCGGGUGUUUUGCUUUCCAUAACAGCGCCUGGCCAUUCGCCUUCAGUAUCAUUGGAAUUGAAUAAUGGCAAGGUGAUAAUGUCUGGCGAUUUAGGAGAUAACAAUCCGUUAUAUGUAGAACAACGUUUUACUAGUCCAUACACGAUCUGUGACAAUCGGUGGCAUAGAAUACAAGCAGUUUUUAAUGACGAAGAAUUGGCACUAAAAGUCGAUGAGAUGGAUCAGAAGUAUGGCCUUCCAGCUAAUGUUAAUUAUCAUAUAAUGGAUUCUUCAGUCUCUGUCCCUCUAUACAUUGGUGGCUUACCAGCUUCUGCUCCAAAAGGAACAUUAUUAACAAGGGAUCAUUUCAAUGGAUGUAUAAGAAAUGUAAUGAUAGGGGGAGAGAGACGAGAUUGGACAGACAUGGACGAAUUGCAUAAUAUUCACUUGAGCUCCUGCCCAGUACAAUGAUAAUCAGUACAAUGUGUGAACUCCUCCUCGAGUCAUUCAGUUUAGUUCCAAAGACUGUUUAAAGAAUGCACAAUCCUCGAAAGGUUUCCGUGAACUGUAUUCAAUGCAAUUUCACACUGGGAUCAAGUGCCAUAUCAUGAUCGAAAAUUCUUUAAUCAUUAAGAUAUAAGAUAAAUGAAGCCAAGAGAUGCUAG
Heterotrigona itama is the source of this 6879-nucleotide messenger RNA. The record is from the annotation of a GenBank genome assembly. Lineage: Eukaryota; Metazoa; Arthropoda; Insecta; Hymenoptera; Apidae.